AUGAAGUGUGUGGAGAAAGACAUGUGUUAUGAAUAUUCAAUGUCUAAAAUUAUCUUUCACAAAACUCACCUUUAUCUAGCUGCAUAUUGUUCAAAUGGUGUUUCUCAAUUUAAGAAUUUUUAAAGGUUGUACAUAAUAAAAAACUGUUUAAUGCACAUUACUAAUUCUUGUGUUUGUUUGUCUCAGGAAGUAUUUGAAAAAUUUUGAUCAUAUUAACAUUGAGUCCAGUGCUAUUGCAAAGUCUCUUUUACUGAAGAAAACCAAUACAAAUGUGGAUUGUGUAAGAUAUCAUGUGUUGAGACUGUUCAAAGUGAAAUUUGUUCUUCCACCCUACUCAAAUACUGUUCUUCAAUUCAAAAAUAUUGAAGGUCAGACGUUAUAAUAUAAUUAUUUUUAUGAAUAUUAUAUUUAAGGUUUCUUUUAAGAAAUAAAUUAUUAAUCAUCAUUAUUCAUAAUGAAUUAAUUAUAUCUAAUAAUUUUAUAUUUUAUAAUAUAUUUCUUCUUUUUUGUUUUAUUAAUUACAUAUAAUUCUCCAUUGAAUUUAAAUUUUGUAAUGUCUGUAUUGUAUUGUAUUCACAAUCAUUACAAUUAUAAUAUGGAACUAUCAAAAGUUGAUACACAUGUGUGCUGUUUUAAGGUUUCUUUUAAGAAAUAAAUUACUAAUCAUCAUUAUUCAUAAUGAUUAAAUUAUAUCUAAUAAUUUUAUAUUUUAUAAUAUAUUUCUUCUUUUUUGUUUUAUUAAUUACAUAUAAUUCUCCAUUGAAUUCAAAUUUUGUAAUGUCUGUAUUGUAUUGUAUUCAUAAUCAUUUCAAUUAUAAUAUGGAUUUAUCAAAAGAUGAUACACAUGUUUGCUGUUUGUAGAACAUUUGCCUCUCAAAGUUCAUACUAUUCUGAAGAUAAACUAUAUGAGUGCGGUUUUUGUGAGAAGAUAUAUGUAAAUAAUUAUUACUGUCCUAUGACUUCUCACACAGGUCGCAUUCCUAUAAGUUCUAAAUCAACUCGAUGAUACACAUGUUUGCUGUUUGUAGAACAUCUGCCUCUCAAAGGUCAUACCAUUCUGAAGAUAAACUAUAUGAGUGCGGUUUUUGUGAGAAGAAAUAUGUAAAUAAUUAUUACUGUCCUAUGAAUUCUCACACAGGUCGCAUUCCGAUAAGUUCUAAAUCAACUGAUAUAUCACAAUCAUUUUACCAAUGUAAAAUUGUUUUAUUUUAGAAACUCAAUAUUUUAAGUUUUGCACACCUAAAUUAUAAUAUUCCUAUCAAAGGUUAUGAAUAAAUAUCAUGUAUUAAAAAACACUAUGUUCACUUUUUUCAUUUUUUUUAUAAGACUGACAUUUUCAUUAUAUUAAUGUUUCAUAAAAACAUUAAAAUAUUAUGGUUAUAUUUUAUAUUAGACCAUCUUUAGUAGAUAAAUGGCUUUUAAUAUUGAAUAUCUUAUAAUAGUAACUCAAGUGUAUUUUGGUUUUAGGAUGCAUUGGCCAAGGAUUUGUCAUCUGUGGACCAAGUUUGAUCUUAUUUUGCUGUAUCCUUAUCUGAAGACAACCAUAAGGAAUGAAGUGUGUGGAGAAAGACAUGUGUUAUGAAUAUUCAAUGUCUAAAAUUAUCUUUCACAAAACUCACCUUUAUCUAGCUGCAUAUUGUUCAAAUGGUGUUUCUCAAUUUAAGAAUUUUUAAAGGUUGUACAUAAUAAAAAACUGUUUAAUGCACAUUACUAAUUCUUGUGUUUGUUUGUCUCAGGAAGUAUUUGAAAAAUUUUGAUCAUAUUAACAUUGAGUCCAGUGCUAUUGCAAAGUCUCUUUUACUGAAGAAAACCAAUACAAAUGUGGAUUGUGUAAGGAGUCAUGUGUUGAGACUGUUCAAAGUGAAAAUUGUUCUUCCACCCUACUCAAAUGCUGUUCUUCAAUUCAAAAAUAUUGAAGGUCAGACGUUAUUAUAUAUUUAUUUUUACGAAUAUUAUAUUUAAGGUUUCUUUUAAGAAAUAAAUUACUAAUCAUCAUUAUUCAUAAUGAUUAAAUUAUAUCUAAUAAUUUUAUAUUUUAUAAUAUAUUUCUUCUUUUUUGUUUUAUUAAUUACAUAUAAUUCUCCAUUGAAUUCAAAUUUUGUAAUGUCUGUAUUGUAUUGUAUUCAUAAUCAUUUCAAUUAUAAUAUGGAACUAUCAAAAGAUGAUACACAUGUUUGCUGUUUGUAGAACAUCUGCCUCUCAAAGGUCAUACCAUUCUGAAGAUAAACUAUAUGAGUGCGGUUUUUGUGAGAAGAAAUAUGUAAAUAAUUAUUACUGUCCUAUGACUUCUCACACAGGUCGCAUUCCUAUAAGUUCUAAAUCAACUCAAAUAUCACAAUCAUUUUACCAAUGUAGAAUUGUUUUAUUUUAGAAACUCAAUAUUUUUAGUUUUGCACACCCAAAUUAUAAUAUUCCUAUCAAAGGUUAUGAAUAUAUAUCAUGUAUUAAAAAACACUAUGUUCACCUUUUUCAUUUUUUUUAUAAGACUGACAUUUGCAUUAUAUUAAUGUUUCAUAAAAACAUUAAAAUAUUAUGGUUAUAUUUUAUAUUAGACCAUCUUUAGUAGAUAAAUGGCUUUUAAUAUUGAAUAUCUUAUAAUAGUAACUCAAGUGUAUUUUGGUUUUAGGAUGCAUUGGCCAAGGAUUUGUCAUCUGUGGACCAAGUUUGAUCUUAUUUUGCUGUAUCCUUAUCUGAAGACAACCAUAAGGAAUGAAGUGUGUGGAGAAAGACAUGUGUUAUGAAUAUUCAAUGUCUAAAAUUAUCUUUCACAAAACUCACCUUUAUCUAGCUGCAUAUUGUUCAAAUGGUGUUUCUCAAUUUAAGNUUUUUAUUUAAUAAAUUAAUUCUCAAACAACUUUAUUUUUAAAGCCAAAUUAUUCUUAAUUGCUCUGUAUUAUAUAAUAUUUCCCUUAACUUUAUUAUAUUAACAACAAAUAUUAUUUAAUACAUUAUAAAUAUUUUAAGUUCUGUAUUUUAUUGUUAUAAUUUUAAAAUUGUAUAAUAAUAAGAAACCCUCACCUGAUAAUUUAAAUGUGUGAUGUUCAGGAAGCAUCUGCCUUACAAUAGGCAUGCUUCUCCAAAGAUAAACUAUAUGAAUGCGGUGUUUGUGAGAAGAAAUAUGUAAAGAAUGAUUAUGAUCAUAUAACUUCUCUCACAUAUCGCAUACAUAUUUGUUUUAAACUGCUCAUAUGUUACACCUGGUCUACACAUUUGUAACAGUAAUUAUUUUGAAACUAUAUAUUUAGUUUUGCAUACUUUAAAAUUUUUUCUCCCAUUUUAACAAAUUAUUGAAUAUGAUGUUUUACAAAACACGAUGUUCAAAUUUUUUUAAUUUGAAUAAGACUUAUCUUAAUUCUAUUAAAUAUCUGAAAAGAGAUGAAUGAAUAUUAUGGUUGCAUUUUUUAAAAGGGCCUAAAAUUAAUGAUAUAAGGCUAAUUAAUAUCGAUUUUUGAAUAUUAUCAAUUCUAGUGUUUGAUUGUUUCAGUAAAGAUUUGCCAAAUAUUGAUUCCACCAAGUUCUGAGUCCAUUCUACUGUUCAAGGCAAGUGUUAUCCUACACACAACUCAUCUUACAACUCACUCUUUAAAUGAGAUUCGUUAAUUCACAAAUUUUAAAAGGUUCUUUACCAUUACCAAACUCUCACUUGAUGAAAUAAAUGUUUGAUGUUGAGGAAGCAUCUGCCUUACAAUAGGCAUGCUUCACCAAAGAUAAACUAUAUGAAUGCGUUGUUUGUGAGAAGUCAUGUGUUAAGAAUAAUUAUAGUCAUAUGACUCUCACUCAUAUCGCAUUUAUAUUAUGUCAUAUACUGCUCAAAUGUUACAACUGGUUCUACAAAUAUGUAACAGUUACUAUUUUGAUUUAAUAUGUUUAGUUCAUUGUAGUACAUGCUUUACAAAUAAUUUUCCUAUUAAAACAAAAUAUUUUUUAUGAAACACCAAGUUAAUGUUUUUUUUUUAGUUGGACUUAAAUUUUCAUUGUAUGAAACAGAUAAAAAUUGUAAAAAUAUGAGACCUUAUUUAGCACCCAAAUUAUAAUAUUCCUAUCAAAGGUUAUGAAUAAAUAUCAUGUAUUAAAAUACACUAUAUUCACUUUUUUCAUUUUUUUUAUAAGACUGACAUUUUCAUUAUAUUAAUGUUUCAUAAAAACAUUAAAAUAUUAUGGUUAUAUUUUAUAUUAGACCAUCUUUAGUAGAUAAAUGGCUUUUAAUAUUGAAUAUCUUAUAAUAGUAACUCAAGUGUAUUUUGGNUGCACACCCAAAUUAUAAUAUUCCUAUCAAAGGUUAUGAAUAAAUAUCAUGUAUUAAAAAACACUAUGUUCACUUUUUUCAUUUUUUUUAUAAGACUGAUAUUUUUAUUAUAUUUAUGUUUCAUAAAAACAUUAAAAUAUUAUGGUUAUAUUUUAUAUUAGACCAUCUUAAGUAGAUAAAUGGCUUUUAAAAUUGAAUAUCUUAUAAUAGUAACUCAAGUGUAUUUUGGUUUUAGGAUAAAUUGGCCAAGGAUUUGUCAUCUGUGGACCAAGUUUGAUCUUAUUUUGCUGUAUCCUUAUCUGAAGACAACCAUAAGGAAUGAAGUGUGUGGAGAAAGACNACAUUAAAAUAUUAUGGUUAUAUUUUAUAUUAGACCAUCUUUAGUAGAUAAAUGGCUUUUAAUAUUGAAUAUCUUAUAAUAGUAACUCAAGUGUAUUUUGGUUUUAGGAUGCAUUGGCCAAGGAUUUGUCUUCUGUUGACCAAGUUUGA
Cinara cedri is the source of this 4735-nucleotide messenger RNA. The record is from the annotation of a GenBank genome assembly. Lineage: Eukaryota; Metazoa; Arthropoda; Insecta; Hemiptera; Aphididae.